Messenger RNA from Sclerotinia sclerotiorum 1980 UF-70, 762 nucleotides. RefSeq lists its product as hypothetical. The transcript has a single exon. The record is from RefSeq and is a predicted model, not a curated record. The coding region runs from base 1 to 762 and encodes 253 amino acids. NCBI's taxonomy places the organism in Eukaryota, Fungi, Ascomycota, Leotiomycetes, Helotiales, Sclerotiniaceae. Gene Ontology annotation, molecular function: DNA binding. Gene Ontology annotation, cellular component: nucleus.
AUGCAAUCGAAUAAUAAAGAAGCUCAAAUACUCUUAGCUAUCGAAGCUAUUCGAAAAGAUAAAAAAUUAAGCAUUCGGAAGGCUGCAAAGCUAUAUAAUAUAUCGCAUACAACACUUAUCCGCAGAAUGAAUGGUUUAACCCCUCGUACGGAAUUUCGACCAAAAAGCCAUAAUUUGACUGAUUUGGAAGAGGAAGUACUUAUUCAAUAUAUACUCGACAUGGACGAGAGAGGAUUUAGUCCUCGAAUAAGUGAUGUGGAAGAUAUGGCGAAUUAUAUACUCGAAACGCGGGGUGUGAAGAAGGUUGGAAAGCUCUGGGCUCAUCGCUUUGUGAAACGACAUACAGAAUUAAAGACGCGUUUUAAUCGCGUUUAUGAUUUUCAAAGAGCUCUCUGCGAAGAUUCAGAGCUUAUUGAAAGAUGGUUUCGAUUGGUAUCGAAUAUGCGGGCCAAAUAUGGUAUUCUGGACUGCGAUUUCUACAACUUCGAUGAGACAGGUUUUAUGAUGGGACAAAUAUCAUCACAUAUAGUAGUAACUAAAGCUGAUCGAUGUGGAAGAAGCAAAGCUAUACAACCAGGCAAUCGGGAAUGGGCUACAGCGAUUAUUUGUGUUGAUGGAGAAGGUCACAAUAUACCUCCGUUUUUGAUAGUAAAAGGCGAAUACCACCUCUCAAAUUGGUAUACCGAAGGCGAUUUACCAUACGAUUGGCUUAUUAAACCUACUACCAAUGGAUGGACAGAUAAUGAGACAGGUCUUGAAUGA